This is a messenger RNA of Salvia splendens (bonfire salvia), 1672 nucleotides long. Its product is annotated as VAN3-binding protein. Gene Ontology annotation, biological process: leaf vascular tissue pattern formation; auxin-activated signaling pathway; phloem or xylem histogenesis. The record is from RefSeq and is a predicted model, not a curated record. The transcript is spliced from 7 exons. Bases 148 to 1524 code for a protein of 458 amino acids. Lineage: Eukaryota; Viridiplantae; Streptophyta; Magnoliopsida; Lamiales; Lamiaceae.
AGUUUCUCGUAAAAUAAUGUCUGCGAGCUUUUCGUCUCUGCAAUCGUCUCUCACACACAGGAUUGACAUAUACCCGAUUAACUGUUCCUUUCUCUCUCCUUCUUCCCUAUAAAGAAUUGAAUCACCUCAUAAAUUUACCCACUUCUCAUGAUCCCUUUUUUUCAACUUAAAACAGCUCCAUCAUCCGCCAUGGACACCGCCCAGCUUCACCACAUGUAUAACCCACCAGAGACUCCCAGAGAGCCCAUGGAGUUCCUCUCCCGCUCCUGGAGCUCCUCCGCCCUUCAAAUCUCCAAGGCUCUUGCUCCCCCGCCGCGCCCCUCCCACAUUCCCGCCGAAAUCAUCCUUGAAGAUAUCUCCGCCGAGCUCGACUCCGCCGCCGCCGGAAACCCCUUCUCCUUUGCUUCUUCUGAGACCUCUCAGCUUGUCAUGGAGCGCAUUAUGUCUCAGUCUCAGGCUGUAUCACCGCAUAGCUCAGGAAGGCCUUCCCACAGCAGUGGGCCCCUCAACGGCGGUGGUGGUUCUAUCUCUGAUAGCCCACCAGUCUCCCCAUCUGAAAUGGAUGAUCUCAAGUUGAUGAAUGAUCAUGUUGGCGGUAGCAACCAGAUCAAGACCAGCUUCGUCAUCGGGCCAUCUGCAGGCGGGAGGAAGACGGUGGGGAGGUGGUUGAAGGAUAGGAAAGAGAAGAAGGAGGAGUUGAGGGCACAGAAUGCACAGCUUCAUGCUGCCAUAUCUGUUGCUGGUGUAGCAGCUGCUAUUGCUGCCAUCGCGGCUGCCACAGCCGCAUCUUCUGGAGCUAGAAAGGAAGAGCAGAUGGCCAAGACCGACAUGGCCAUGGCCUCAGCUGCAACACUGGUGGCUGCACAGUGUGUUGAGGCAGCCGAGGCCAUGGGGGCUGAGCGGGAUCACUUGGCUUCGGUGGUCAGCUCCGCUGUCAACGUGCAAUCGCCUGGAGACAUUAUGACCUUGACAGCUGCUGCAGCUACUGCUCUGCGUGGCGCUGCCACAUUGAAGGCGAGGGCGUUGAAGGAAGUGUGGAACAUCGCAUCUGUUAUCCCUGCGGACAGGGUGCCUAAUGGUGGCAGUAGUGGAAGGAAUGGGAGUUUGAACGGAAGCCACAGUGGCGAGCUUGUAGUUGAAGAAAAUUUCCUUGGCAUUUGCGGUAAGGAGUUGCUUGCUAGAGGCGGGGAGCUCCUGAAACGAACGCGAAAGGGUGAUCUUCAUUGGAAGAUUGUGUCUGUGUACAUCAACAGAAUGGGUCAGGUGAUACUGAAAAUGAAGAGUAGACAUGUUGCUGGGACAGUUACAAAAAAGAAAAAGAAUGUAGUGCUGGAGGUAAUGAAGGACAUUCCAGCUUGGCCGGGGCGUCACCUGCUUGAAGGCGGAGAGGACCGGAGAUACUUCUCGUUGAAGACGGUGGCGCGUGGGGUCGUCGAGUUUGAGUGCCGGAAUCAAAGGGAGCAUGAUAUAUGGACUCAAGGUGUUAUAAGGUUGCUUACAAUCACUGCAGAUAAGAGGAUCUGAUGGUUUUAAUAUCCUAUGAUUAUGGUCUAAAGUCUUGAAGUUUGUUUGGGUAUUGUUGUUUUUUAUUUUUCAUAUUUCUUUGCCUAUGUCCAAUGUAUAAAAUGAAGCUUAAGUUUGUCACAAAUGGAGGCACUUAGUAAAGGUAAAA